Messenger RNA from Musa acuminata AAA Group (dessert banana), 5693 nucleotides. RefSeq lists its product as uncharacterized. Gene Ontology annotation, biological process: regulation of transcription by RNA polymerase II. Gene Ontology annotation, cellular component: NuA4 histone acetyltransferase complex; piccolo histone acetyltransferase complex. Lineage: Eukaryota; Viridiplantae; Streptophyta; Magnoliopsida; Zingiberales; Musaceae. The record is from RefSeq and is a predicted model, not a curated record. The transcript is spliced from 5 exons. Bases 348 to 5297 code for a protein of 1649 amino acids.
CCGUCCCGAGCCCUCACGUCCCUUGGAAUGAAUGAAACCCUAGGCCCCGUCUCUUUCUAGGGUUGAAAAAAUCACCGUCGAGAACCUCGAUCAAUCGGGCGAUUCCUGCGGAGGGAAGGUGGGAUUGGACUGCGGAACCGGUUUGUCCGUCGAUUGCGGAUCCUAUCGAUGGGGGAUUUGGCUUGCGUCGUCGUUCCCGGUCCAGGUUUGAUUUGGGAGAAUUUUGGGAUCAUGCGCUUGGUGUUAUGCGUCCGGAUCCGAAAUUAGGGAUUCAGUUUCCUCGUCAUGUAUGAUGGGUGGUAAAAUUUGGGGGUUUUCUUUCUUUCAUUGGGAUUCAGGAAUUGUAGAUGGAAAUUAGCCUCGAGAGAGCUGAAGCAUCCGACAUACCUAAGAAGCCGAGAUCUUUGGAUCUCCAGAGCAUUUACGUGAAGAAAUCAAGUAGUUCAGUUAUAAAAUCCUGGGCUGGGAGAGAGGUUUCGAGGUUGGAACAAGAAUCCAAAGUUCCCAAGAAGAAGCUUGGGUCAUCAUUCGAUGAGGUAGGAGAGAUUCUUUCAGAAUCCACAAGGAAACCAAGUAGAAAAGAGGUUUCUUUGAGCAAUCUCCAGCCUGAUUCUAGGAGGCAGCGCGGCAGUUUGAAUGUCUCAAGGCCAAAGCGAAACUACAUUUCCACCAGUGGAAGCGAUGCCACACAUGAUCUGGAUGGGUCAAAUGGGAAUGCACAAUAUUUAGCAAGCGAUCUUUAUUCGCCACUGCCAAACAAGACAGAUCAUGAAUCUCCGAGUGGUGUAACCUCUAAAAUCAAGAGCUAUUUCGGAGAAGAUCUCUUUAUACCGAAGCGGCCUAGGGGUAUUUCUAAGUGGAGAAAAGCUAAAGAUCCUAUCAGCUUCGAAGUAGCUUUUAGUAAUUCUAGUUAUGAGAGGAUUAAUACUGAUGCUCAGAAUAACAAAUCUUCCAUCGGUGAAAAUUCGAAUUCACAGGUGUUAAAUGACAAGCAGAUGUUGGAAGCUGAUGAUUUUGAGCUGAAUGGGUAUCAGAAAGAUGAUUCUGCUCCUUGCACCAGUGUUGAAAAUGACAGUCAUUUUAAGUCUGAUUAUAGAAAUUACGGAAGCAGAAUAAACUUGAAGAUGUCUGAACAGGGUUGUCUCGAGAGCGAUGCACCUCUGAUAGAUGACAGUGGGGAUUCAGUUGAGGUUUCUCAGGAUGAUGACGAGGGAAACCUUGAAGUGGAUGCUGCUAGAAUGCUUUCUUCACGAUUCGAUCCAAGUUGCACUGGUUUCUCCGGGAAAAGGACUACAUGUAUGGCAGAACCAGUAGAAGGUUUAACAUAUUUGCAGUCCGACCAUGCAAUGUCGAAGGUCUCACAGGCUGAAGCUUGUUCAGUAGAUGCUACAGGCCGGGUGCUGCGGCCAAGGAGACACAUUGGUAAAAGCUUUGCUAGGAAGCGUCGCCACUUUUAUGAGGUCUGCUCGAGGGAUAUGGAUCCCUAUUAUAUCGUUAAGCAGCGGAUCAGAGUGUUCUGGCCUUUGGAUAAAAAUUGGUAUUUUGGCCUGGUUAAGGGUUAUGAUCCUGUAACUAGGUUGCAUCAUGUUAAGUAUGAUGAUCGUGAUGAAGAAUGGAUUAAUCUCCAAAAGGAGAGAUUCAAGUUAUUGCUUUUCCCCAGUGAAGUUUCUAGCAAGUUUAAUUUUGGGAAACAGGGGUCGGAAUCAAGACAGAAUAACACAGAGGGAGAGCCAGAAGCCAUGGAGAGCAGUUACAUAGGCAGCCUCCUGGAAUCAGAACCCAUUAUUUCAUGGUUGUCACGAACUACUCGCCGCGUUACAUCCUCCCCUUCUAGUACCAUAAAGAAGCAUCUCAGAGUUAGUCCUCUGAAGGACAUCAGUCCUGUGUUACUAGAAUCAAAGGAAAGUAUGUCUAUGAAUCCAUUGGAUAAGAAUCCAAAUAAAUUAUUUUUUAAUUGCAAUGAGUCGGAGCAGUCAUGUGAUCAGAACUUUAACAGAUUUUCUGAGCUGAAGAGGAGUGUUGACUCUGAAUGCAGGAAGUUACCUUAUGUUUAUUUCAGGAAACGGUUUCGCAGUAAAAGGGACGUUUUGGACACUAGAGUGGUGCAGGGUGCUGCUCCUGGUGGUCCAGGUGGUUCAGUGAGAAUUCAUGCCUCAGUUGCUAACAGCAAAGCAGCUGCAGAGGAACUCAAUAUGAUUGUGACAUGGAAAGAAUUUAAAGUAGUGAUAUUUAAACUGAACCUACCGCCUCAGUGUACUCUGGAACUCACUUUUCAAAGAGAAAGUCUUUGGCUCUGCCAAGCCCUUUAUAUUAUGCAUCAUGGUGAACUAGUUCAUGCAUGGCCGGUUGUUCGCAUGGAAAUAUUUUUUAUUGACACUGUUCCUGGAUUAAGGUUUCUUUUGUUUGAGGGUUCUUUAAAGCGUGCAGUGUCUCUUUUAUGUUUGAUCAUCACAACAGUCAGUGGACAUGUUGUGAAGAGUGACUUUGCCGAGCCAGAAAGUCCUUGCUCAUCAAUUGGACUUAGGAUUUCAAGCUUACACAAUUUAGGUAGGAAACUUCUUUUUGUUUUGAGUACCCUUUCCAAGAUAGAGAGUUCAAAAUGGAGAUAUCUUGAAGAUAAACUGAAAAAGCUUUUCGCAAAGGAGGCAUUAUCUACAGCUGAGUACAUGUGUUCAAACAUCCAGAACCUUGCUAGUAGUCAAAUACUCAGCAGUUCUAUUAAAUCAAUCAAGAGAUUCUGGGGAAGAUCAAGCCUAGUUCAUAGAUUCAAUCUGAAGAAAUUGGUUGAUCCAAAUGUGAAUUCUGUCAUUCAUUAUUUGGCUCAAGAUCAGAAGAAGCCUCUUCUCUGUUCCCUUUAUUUUGCUGCUGCGCCUUCAUUUUCACUCGGUCUUCAUCUCAAGUUGUUGAAUGAGAAAGACACAGCUUCUCUUUGUUCUGGAGACUUCAAUAUAGUUUCUUCACAAAAUUAUGCAGACAAUAAUGAUAAAUUGACAGCUGAUGGUCACACUUCUCUUGAGGAUCCUUUUAAGCAUGCUCUGGAAAAGCUUGAUAACUUAAUAUCCUCUUUGAGCGAGGCUGAAGCAACUCAUGGAAGACCAAGCUUAGAUGCUUUGUCUGCUGGGAGUAAUAGCGAUUUGAAUAGAGUUACUAAGAAUUUCUUUACUAGCGAGGAUAAUGUGAUUCAGAAUUCUGUAGAUAGUAGUGCUGUGGGGAAAAGCAUUAGUGGUGAGGGAGUUGUUCAAUAUGGAAGAUUCCAAUGUGAGGAUGGAACAUCUCAAUUUGCUGAGGAUACUUGUUCUGAAUGUCCUGAACAGUCUUCUUUUACAGACAAGUCUCUUGCUGGAGGAUGCAGUUCUUUUGUCAAAACUGCCAAUGUGGAGGUUCAAUUGUUUGAAGUUGAAAAACAUUCUCUUCAUAAGGGAUUGCUGUCUGCUGACUCUACAUCCAACUUGGUUCUUGAUCUGAAUGAACACACAAUCCACAGUCCAACUGCUCCACGAAGCAUGUGGCAUCGCAAUCGGCACACUUCACUUUCACGGACAUUUAUUCACCACCCAAGAUUGGGUUCAAAAGAUGAUGUAGAAAAUGCUUUCACUAGUGGCUACAAAAGGCCCCGGACCCAGGUUUCAUAUUCACAAUUAUCUGGAAGUUAUGGACACGCUGCAAAAUCCCAAAGCAAUCACCAGAAGGUACAAUCUCAUAAAAAAGUUAAGACUGUUAUUGCAAAUGUUUCAUCCAAUUGUUCCAGAAGUCAUCAAAGUUACCUGGACUCGUUAGCCUGUGAUGCUAAUGUCCUUGUCACUCAUGGAGACAAAUGUUGGAGAGAAUUUGGAGCCAAGGUUCAACUUGACUGUGAUGAUCAGAAGAAUUGGAGGAUAAUCAUAAAGGUUUCAGGGGCUAUUAAAUAUGCCUACAAGGCACACCAUGUUCUGCAGCCUGGAACCACAAAUCGUUACACUCAUGCUAUGAUGUGGAAAGGGGGAAAAGAAUGGAUGUUAGAGUUCACUGACAGAAACCAGUGGUAUAUUUUCAAACAAAUGCAUGAAGAAUGCUACAACCAGAACGUUAGGGCUGCUUCUGUUAAGAACAUUCCCAUUCCGGGAGUUCGCCUACUUCCAAAUGGUGAUGAUGGUUGUGUUGAAGUGCCUUUCAUUCUCAGUUCAUCGAAGUACUUUCGGCAGGUGGGAACUGAGGUUGACUUGGCCCUGGAUUCUUCUCAUGUGUUGUAUGACAUGGACAGUGAGGACGAGGAAUGGAUAUCCACAGUGAGAGCUAAUAUGGAUGCCAAGGAUAAUAAAAUGACUGAGGUUACAGAUGAUAUGUUUGAGAGGGUCAUGGACAUGCUUGAAAAAUUUGCAUACACUCAACAAUGUGAAGAGAUCACCAAUGAUGACAUAGAAAAAUACAUGGCUGAUGAUGGACCAGCAGACACAAUUGAAGUUAUUUACGAGCAUUGGAGGCAAAAGAGAAGGAAAAAAGGUUUACCUCUGAUUCGGCAAUUUCAGCCUCCUCUGUGGGAACUUCACCAGCAGCAACUAAACCAAUGGGAAUCAAACAUGAACAAAACGCCACUGCAGCCCGUAGGCUGCCAUGAGAAAGCACAUUCAUUGAAGAAACCGCCUAUGUUUGCCUUCUGUUUGAGACCGCGAGGCUUGGAAAUACCAAACAAAGGUUCAAAGCAGAGGUCUCACAAGAAGCUCAUAUUCACUGGCCACCAUAAUGUUUUAAUGAGAGAACAAGAUUGUUUCCAUACACCGGGGAGAAAAACGGAUGGAAUUUCAGUUGGGGAGGUUGCUAUCUCGAGCUAUGAAUCUUCCGAUUCUUAUCAUGGGCCUCAGUCUCGAUCUACCUUUUCACCAAGGGAUACUGCAAGCACAGAAUCCUUUUUCACUAAUGAUGGAUCAGAGAGAUGUCCAGACCCAAAAUUUUACAGAAGUACUUCAAAGAAGUUUGAUCCGUUCCUGUCUCCCAGGGAUCCUCAAGGGUCACCAUUCUCAGGUAAUCAAAGAUCAAAUAGGAAUGGACUUAAUAGAUGGAGUUCUGAACUUUGUGAAUGGUCCAACACAAGGCAAUCUCAAUCUACUGGUUUUCAUAGACAUCAUGCCGACAUGGAUGAGUUCAGGUUGCGCGAUGCAACAAGUGCAGCUCAGCAUGCAUUAAACAUGGCCAAGCUUAAGAGAGAGAAAGCACAGUGGUUGCUACACAAAGCAGAUCUUGCCCUUCAUAGAGCUACGGUUGCACUUAUGACUGCAGAGGCAAUAAAAGCGUCUGAGAAAGAUAUUAUCGGUGAUGGAUAAUAUAUCGAUAUCGUGGAUUUACUGGUCAGCAGUUUUUCAUAAGUUUUAUAUCAUUUUGCUGGACAACAGCUCUUUUGGAAAGUGACUUUGGCAUCAUUUUCUUGCAAGAGAUCAUUAUAGUCGAAUGAAUACCCAUGAAUUCAAAGUGAUAUUGACACAUGGACGCUGCGUGCAGACAGAAUUGCUCUUUGAAAAUUUUGCUCAGCUGCUUCAGUUUAACGAUAUCAGCUUCCUGCUGUAGCUUGCGUCGAUGGGGAUUCGUAUCCCCGGAGGUAGUGUGUAGUUUUUGGUGCUAAUUUUGUACAGAAAUUUUCCGUCUUCUACCUGUAUUCCUGAAAUCUCUAAUGAUAGCGCCUUUCGUACUAAAUUUUACGCUCACUGAAAUUUUCUUUCUUA